UGUGAAGAGAAAAAGACGACGCCAACUCUUCUUAGAUAAGAUUUGGGUUGGAGGACUCGCAAAGAAGCGCUUGAAGAGAUGCGCGCCGAGCAUCCAACUCUUCUUGAUGCGUUUAUAUUGACGGUUCCUUUUGUUUCAUCUCUAACCACGUUGGCGGCGCCUUGUUGAGGUUCUGUUGUGCGUUUCGAAAAAUGGUUUUAUCUGUGUGACGCGAUCCAAGGGUUUUGGGCUUUGGGUUCUUCCAUCCCCGUGUAUUCUCUCCCUUCUUUUAUCUGGUUUGAUCUUGCGGACGAGUGCUUCCCCCGAGUCUGCGGUUCUUUCUAGGGUUUUGAUUCCUCUUGGAACUGAAAGUGCCCAAGAAGUCCCCGCUGUUGUUUUGGGGGGUUCUUCUUCUCAUUAUUGGAAUUUUUAGAUUCCGUGGAGUUACGGCUGUCGAACGUGAUCGACAUUGCAAAAGACCCUCGGUCAGAUGAUUUCGUUGCUCAAGUUCUUGGUGUUGUUUUAGCUGUCCCGUUUCUGACGGAGGGAUGGGGGAGGAUGGUGGGCGAGGGAGAGGAAGAGGGAGGAAGAAGGCGGACGGAGGUGGUGGUCGCGGAAAGAGACGCGGAACGAAGAAGGCGGAGGAUCUUUUAGGAGAACCAACCGUGGCUUCGGAUGGACCUUCGAUUGCCUUUUUUGAUUACUGUGGGGAGGGCCAUUUGAGGACGCUGGAUUUGAUCUCUUCACUGUACAGCAGGGAAGAUGAGGAAGGCGGUCUGGAGGAUGAGAUCAAGCGCUUCUCGUCUUUGGUUACCUUUGUAAGAGGAUGGAAGCAGUUUUGCAAUUACAAGCCACAGGGUAUCAGGUUUUCGCAUGAUGUUGGAACCCCAGGAAGAUCAGACCUAAGAUAUACAUUUGAACUAUCACAGUUCUCUGCUGCAAGUAUCCUUAAGGUAGAGAGUGAACCUAGCAAGAGUAAACCCACAAAAGCAUGUGAUGGCUUUGUCUUGCAAGUUGGUGGGCCAGUAUGGGCAUUGGAUUGGUGUUAUGGCACUCAACUGGCACAUGAAUCUGGCAUCAGUUGUGAGUAUCUUGCUGUUGCUGCCCAUCCAUCUGACUCUCCAUUUCAUAAGAUCGGCACUGCACUGUCUGGCCCAGGUUUUGUCCAGAUAUGGUUACUUUUAAGUGUCAUUUCAAAGCAGGAUUCCUUUUCAUCUUCUCACGAAGCCAGAUUGAAAAGGCGGCCUGAUGGGAGGAAGUCUGCACGUGAAGAUACAAAUGGCAAUGUAUCCAUAUCUAGCACUAUUGGAAAAGCUGCUGGUGCUGAUUUAAAUGGUAUUCAAGGAAAUGUUGGUGGUUUAGCUGUAAAUAUGAUUGCUGAUGAGACAGAAAGUUUGUCCACACAGAAGUUAGGCUUGAUUCCUGCUAAGAAAAAGAGAAAGUUGAAAGAUCAAGCAAGGACAGGGUCUUCCUGUGCCGAUCCACUUUCUCCAUCAGUUCAUCUUGGUGAUUCUAAAUCACUUCUGCAUGGUGAUAGUAGUCCAUCAAUUGAUGCUCUGAAGGAGCUGGCUCUGCCCAAAUUUGUUCUAUCCUUGGUUCAUGAUGGGAGAGUUGCUUUGGAUGUUAAAUGGAAGCCUUGCUCUAAGCAAGGAAACUGCUGCCGCAUGGGUUUUCUGGCAGUGGUACUUGGAGAUGGCUCCAUACAAGUGUGGGAAAUUCCUACUCCCAGGAUCAUCAAGGCGCUAUUUGUAUCUGGUCAUAUUAAGGAUACAGAUCCACGUUUUAUGAAACUGAAACCAGUGUUUAAAUGCUCAAAGCUACUUCGAGGAGACAGCCAAAGCAUUCCUCUUACAUUGGAGUGGUCGCGUGCAGUUCCAAAUGAUUUACUACUGGUUGGCUGUCAUGAUGGAACGGUUGCUAUGUGGAAGUUCUUGCCGAAAGAGUCUUGUGAAGAUACAAGACCUUUGCUUUGUUUCGCAGCAGACACACUUCCUAUCAGAGCCAUAUCUUGGGCACCGAAUGAAAGGGAUGCAAAUUGUGAAAAUUUAGUGGCAACAGCUGGACAUAGUGGAAAUAUACGGUUUUGGGACAUACGCGAUCCUUUUCGGCCUUUGUGGGAUAUUCAUCUAUCACGGGGUUUCAUAUUGAGCAUGGAUUGGGUACAUAAUCCAAGCUCUGUUAUAUUCUCAAUGGAUGAUGGCACUCUUCGAAUCCUUAGUCUGUUGAAAGCUGCAUCUGAUGUUCCUGUGACUGGGAGACCAUUCAGCGGAAAACCAUGUCAGGGGUUGCAGACAUAUUAUUGUUCAUCUCAUGCAGUGUGGAGUGUUCAGGUUUCUCAAGUAACAGGUAUGGUUGCCUACUGUAGCGCCGAUGGUUCUGUCCUCCAUUUUCAGUUGACGAGUAGGGGCGUGGAGAAGGAUAAAAGAAGGCAUCGUACUCCCCACUACCUUUCUGGGUCGCUGACUAAAGAUACUGAUGCUCUUACAUUGUCUAUCCCGAAAAUGGGCACCGCUUCUCCAAUGAAGAGAGUGUUGGAUGAAUCGGGCAAGAUUCCCAGACCCCUUCGCGUGUCUUUGUCGGACUUAACUCAUGCAAUUACUGCAAAUCCAUUAUCUUCAGCUCGAUACCUGGUUGAAGAUGCAGUAAUCGAUUCUGUAGAUGAGCUUCCCUUAGUUGCUCAGAAGAAUGCAAAGUCAAGGGUGUCGAGAAGCAGUCAGAAUAAACGCAAGGGAACAGCUGAGAUGGAUACUGUAGAUGAUGACGAUGGACAGAACUUGCAAAUGGUGGUCACUGGAUUGAAGGAAUCACCGAUUGCCGCAGAAGUUUUCCCACCAAAGAUUGUUUCUAUGAACAGAGUGAGGUGGAACCCGAACAGAGGAAGCGAGAAAUGGCUUUGCUAUGGGGGAGCGGCUGGAAUAAUUCGUUGCCAGGAGAUAUCUAUGCCUAUUCUGGAGCGUUAGUUUUUGUUCUCCACUUAUGACUUGGAAGUUAUGUACAAUAGAAGAUUGUGAGAAGCAGGCCAUGGUGACAAUCUGAGAACCAAUCAUUUAGAAAAAUGUCAUUUACUUCGUUGAUAAGUGUCCUCGUUUGCGUACUUUGAUAAAUGGUAAGAAUAAAUUAUUUGAUAGAGAAAACUUGGUACA
Messenger RNA from Nymphaea colorata (pocket water lily), 3122 nucleotides. RefSeq lists its product as uncharacterized. The transcript is spliced from 15 exons. The record is from RefSeq and is a predicted model, not a curated record. NCBI's taxonomy places the organism in Eukaryota, Viridiplantae, Streptophyta, Magnoliopsida, Nymphaeales, Nymphaeaceae. Gene Ontology annotation, molecular function: protein binding. Gene Ontology annotation, biological process: transcription by RNA polymerase III. Gene Ontology annotation, cellular component: transcription factor TFIIIC complex. Bases 528 to 2939 code for a protein of 803 amino acids.